Messenger RNA from Salmo salar (Atlantic salmon), 4858 nucleotides. Lineage: Eukaryota; Metazoa; Chordata; Actinopteri; Salmoniformes; Salmonidae. The record is from RefSeq and is a predicted model, not a curated record.
CAUUUUUCUUUUGAUGUUGUCUGAUAAGACUCUGCUCACAGAGAAAACCUUUAAACACAAAAUUAUUCUGUGAACACAUUCUCACAAAUGUUCACCUUCUAACAGAUGUUUUAACCAAACAUUUCUAUAUUUUUGUUGCAUUUAGUAUGGAGGCGAUACAAGAAUGGGUCAAAAAAUCAAAGGGAAUUGUGUCUAAUGUGGCUUGUAGCUUCUGCCUUGUGGUCUUGGAGAAGAUUCUGGAGAUGGAGGUUCGGUGUCCCUGCGAUCAUAUAUGGAAAACUUUCUUAACGUCUGCAUUCUUUAUCAUUCCUGCCUUUUUAUCAUUCUUGCUGAUGCUACAAGUUCAAGGACCUAGGAGUAACAUAGUAAAAUGGAAGGCUUACUUGUCAAGCCUCAUCCCUUCGUUGGUGUGGUUGAUCAUACUGUUCUUUGAUGGUAGAUACUUUGCUUGUGCCAUGGCAAAAUUAAAUGAAACAGGAGUCAUUCGUAAUGACGAUUCUUCUGUGAAAAUGUGUGAGGAUGCAGGGAAAGAUCAACAUCAGAAUUUCCUUUUUUGGGAAAUCUGUUCUCAGGGAAUUGGUAUGGGUCUGCUCUUGGUCACCUGUGUGGUGGUCAUAUUAUCCAUAUACUGCAACUGCAAUUGUGAGUUACAUAGAGAUGACCAAGAUUCAGAAAGAGGAGGAGGAGGAUCAGGAGGAGGAGGAGGAUCAGGAGGAGGAGGAUCAGGAGGAGGAGGACCAGGAGGAGGAGGAUCAGGAGGAGGAGGAGGAUCAGGAGGAGGAGGAUCAGGAGGAGGAGGAUCAGGAGGAGGAGGAGGAUCAGGAGGAGAAGGAUCAGGAGGAGGAGCAGGAGGAGAAGGAGGAGGAGGAGGAUCAGGAGGAGGAGGAUCAGGAGGAGGAGGAUCAGGAGGAGGAGGAGGAGGAUCAGGAGGAGGAGGAGGAGGAGAGGGAGGAGGAGCAGGAGGAGAGGGAGGAGGAGGAGGAUCAGGAGGAGGAGGAUCAGGAGGAGGAGGAGAAGCAGGAGGAGGAGGAUCAGGAGGAGGAGGAGCAGGAGGAGGAGGAGGAGCAGGAGGAGGAGGAUCAGGAGGAGAAGGAUCAGGAGGAGGAGGAUCAGGAGGAGGAGGAGGAGGAUCAGGAGGAGAAGGAUCAGGAGGAGAAGGAUCAGGAGGAGGAGGAUCAGGAGGAGGAGGAUCAGGAGGAGGAGGAUCAGGAAGAGGAGGAGGAUCAGGAGGAGGGGGAUCAGGAGGAGGAGGAGGAGCAGGAGGAGGAGGAUCAGGAGGAGAAGGAGGAGCCGCAGGAGGAGGAGGAGGAGCAGCAGAAGCAGUACCAGCAUCAGAAGCAGGAGGAGGAGCAGGAGGAGGAGGAGCAGGAGAAGAAGGAGCAGGAGGAAGAGGAGCAGCAGAAGCAGUACCAGCAUCAGAAGCAGGAGAAGAAGCAGGAGGAGGAGGAGCAGAAGAAGAAGGAGCAGGAGGAGCAGAAAAAGAAGAAAGAGAUGCUUUGCUUCCAGAAAGUUGACGUCACCCCAUUGAAGUUAUGAAUUAAAAAGGAUUCAGGUUAGGGUUAGUGUUUAGGGUAGGGUUGAAGAAGCUGUUGAGAAGGUACGCAGGCCCAGAAAUUGAUCAAUAUGAUCUGUAUAAAAUUACAUUUUUUUUUUUUCACACAAUCGAUAAGUAACCAAUUUAUGACUUUUCAUUUAUGAGUGUGGAGAUUAAGGAGCGUUUUCUCGGACACAGAUUAAGCCUAGCCCUUGGCUAAAAAUAAAGUUUAAUGGUGAGUCUCCAUUGAAAAAGCUUUUAGUCCAGGAUUAAGGUUAAUCUGUGUCCAUGAAACUGCCCCUAUGACUGAGUUUACAAAGGAAGACCAACUCUGAUCUUUUGCCAAUUAUUUGUCAUAUUUGAUACAGUACAUAAAGUAUCUGAUAUUUUUCCCAAUGUGUAAACAGCAACAACAACAAAAACACACUCUGUUGAGUUCUGAUUUGUAACACAUUUGUAUGUGAUUCCCAAUGAAUUCUGAUCCAUCAUGCAAAAGUCUAAAUGAAGAUUUUUUUCCACAUGACCUGCAGUUGCCAAUACAACCACCCCAAAAUGUAAUGAAACAGUAACAGAAAAUGGAUGAAAAAACCCAUCUUAAUUGGGUUCCUACGGCCCUGCUACAUUACAGCCAUCGGUCGUCCUACAUUAUCAUUAGCCACCAGCCAUUGAGGGAAUGCUUCCUUUGAAAUCAAUGAAAGCUACUGACAAGAGUAGUAGGUUAAGGCCCAGCUCUCUGUGACAUUUUAGAGACACAACUUGCAGAUGCCCACGCACACUCAUGAAGAAGAUUCACUUUCACACACAGAGCACAAAGAAGAAUGAACAUUGAGGGGGGAUUUGGCAUUGAUUAAAGAAAAAAACGAAAUUAAUUGGGAGUGACAUUUAUUAAAAUAACGAUUUAAGGUUAAAUAUGUGAAAUGUUAAAGGUUGGAAACAUGGGGAAAUAUACAGUGGAAGAUAUUAAAGGGUGAUUAGAGGAAUGCAGUAAAUGGUUAACAGUUUUAUAAUGUUGUUUAGCUUAGAGGAACAAGACCUUAGGGCCAAUAGGAGGGUAAUAAUGAAAUGUCAUGUUGUUUGCUUUAAGGUACGAUGCAUAUAGACUAUGUUUGUUAAGCUUAGAGGAACCUUAGACCAUGUUGAUAAUGAAAUGUUAUACUGAUGAAAUGUUGUAAUGAUGAAAUGUUUAAGUUGGUGGAUGUUAAAGAUGUAAUGGGGUGGGGUAAUAACGUUUGGUUGGAGUAAGAUUAGAAUUGAGUGGAGUGAGGAAGGUUCAUGAUUAAAAAUGACUGUUAAAGGUAAUUAAGUAUGUUAAGGAGUUAGUUGGAUUUGGAAAUCGCUAAAUCGGUUAGGUGAGACUGGUUUGGUGAGAAAAAGGUGAGAGUUAAGGGGGCUGAAAAAGCACCUUUUUGAACGAUGGCCUCAUUAGGUGUUUGUUCACCACUGAAUGCUUCAUUGGGGUAGCUGUUAGCCACAGUGAGUUAGCAGAAAGAAAAAUGGAGGGUAUAAAGGAGGCAUGAUUUUGGAGAACGCAGAACUCUCUUUGAGCUACAAGAACCUGUCGACUGCUGGAGGAAGAUUUUUUCUGUCGCGUUUUAGUUUAAAAUAUAUUUCGAUUUUUAUUAUACUCAUAUUUAGAUUUUCAUUAUACUCAGUUAAAGAAACAUUUAGGAGGAAUGCUGAAGGUUACCUCAUUGAUAGCAGUGUGUUAAAGUAGCUGUUCAGGUUUUUAGACGCCAUCUGAGGGACUGAUCAUCCUGAAGAGGGAGCCAAAAUAACUGUUUAUAAAGUUGUAGAAAGUAUGAAACCGUUUUUUAUUUUUAAUAAAUAUUGUGCUUCUCCUAAAAUGUUAAUAGUCAAAAAAUAUUGUAUUGGCAUCCCAAUAAGGGUUUAGUUAAGGGCGCUGCAGGGGUCUAUCAGUUUCAUUUGCUGUUGAUGUUUGCCUGUCAUUGAUUGGUGAUAUUGAUUUGUGAUUGAUUGAUUGAUCUGGAAUUUUUUAUGCCUGUUUCUGGAAUUUUGAAUAAACUUGUUUUAUUGUUCUAAAACCCUGUUUCAACAAAGACUCAUACAAGUGCAAGUCAUUUUACUCUAGGUUUCUGAAAUAGACUUGAUUAAUUGAGGAUUUUUCAGCAUCUGGUUAGUUAGUCUAUUGGGGACCAGAGUGGCUGGUAUAAAGAAACCUAACCUGAGAACCAGCUAUUGAUACUGAGUAUAUUGGUAGGAGUCAUAAGGAGGGGUGUCUCAGGGCUAAAGCCAACCCAGAGGAGGGCGACCCGCUCAUAGUGUGCUAAAGUUGAAACUCUGACCAGUAUGGUUCCACGGUCAGACCUGGGUUCAAAUACUAUUUGAAAUCUUGAAAAUACAUGUCGUGUUUGAUUUAGCCUGUCUGGAGUGCCAGGUGGGUGGGAUUUGCACUUUUGAAAUUAUUCUAUUGGUUCAAUUAAGCGAGGAAUGCUUUGCAGUGUUGUACUAAGAGAAUGGUGAAGUCCAACUUAUUCUCUUCUCUCUGCAAUUAGCAAUUACAAUGUACCCUCCGGUAUGGUAAUAUGUCAUUGCUCAGGAUGGAGCAAAGUGCUGUUUGAAAGCUUUGUUGUAGGUUUCUCUCCACUCUGCUGAUUAAGAGAAAACCAAGCAAGAAUGGGAAUGUUCAAUUAUUACAUAUGUAGGACAUGAGCGGGCCCCCCCACACACACAUUAAUAUUCGUUAAGUCAGAGCCUUAUUAACCACACCCUCAGCCCAACAUCUGACAUCAUCUGAAUGUGUUAAGGAAACGCUGAACAUGAAAGAGCUGUCAUUCACUUGUCUGUCAAACUAUCUGUCUGGUUAACACACCUCCUCUGAGCAGAAAUCAGUUCAAAUACUGUUCAAAAUAAUUUCACACUACUUUAGCUGGGCUUGAUUCAGCUUGCCCGGGCAAGGGAACCAAUAGAAUAGUCACAAAAGUGCAAACCAUGUCCUUCGAGACUGCAGGUAGCCUAGCGGUUACAGCGUUGGGCAAGUAACCGAAAGGUAGCUAGUUCAAAUCCUGUGAGCAGACUAGGUGAGUAAGGCACUUAACCCAAAUUGCUCACCUGGGGGGUCACUGUUGAUAAUGGCAGGGCCUGACCUUAACCCCACUCUCUGAGGGUGUCUCAGGAGGAGUUGUGAUAUGCAACAACAAAAAAUAGAACAGGCACCCACCAAAUUAUUAUCUGGCACUCCAGGCAGGUAAAGCAAAUGCUCAAAGUACUUGAAAGAUUUCAAAUAAUUUUUUAACAAACCUCUCCUGAGAGAUCAAUCAAUCAAAUGUAUUUAUUAAGCCCUUUUUACAUCAGCCGAUGUCACAA